Molecule: messenger RNA, 1900 nt
Organism: Lobosporangium transversale
Lineage: Eukaryota; Fungi; Mortierellomycota; Mortierellomycetes; Mortierellales; Mortierellaceae
Product: vitamin B6 photo-protection and homoeostasis-domain-containing protein
Exons: 5
Coding region: 70-1833 (587 amino acids)
Source: RefSeq, a predicted model, not a curated record
CCUUACCCUAACUCCUUUACGCGCAAAGUGACAAAGAGAAAGAGUGUGCGUGUGUAAGGCGUAGUAAUCAUGCUGCUUCAUCCCAUUCGUUCAUCAGGACAAUGUUCUCAAUGGAGUACAUCAUUCCGCACCUCUUCUCGUACCGCUGCCAACAGAUCCCUAUGGCAGAUUAGUCCUGCAUGUCGAAAAGCUCAGAAGACAUCACGCUUUGCAUUUGCAUCCUCAAAUGAGACGCGAAUGCACUUUUCUAAAAAGCUUUCCUCUCACAAUGGGAAUAAGGAUGUUAAGGAUUCGGCAACUACAAUCCUCAGACUUGAUAUCAAGCAACGAAAGUCAGGGACCUGGUUACCCAAAUGGCAAAGCUUAACGAUCACUAAAGACGACUCCUCAGAUCCUGAUAAUGAUAGACUCAAAGCUGUUGCUCACAGGAAUCAGCCUCCUCCAAAUGAUGAUUCAAUAGAAGGAGAGGGGUCUAUUGGUAUUACGAAAUACCUAUUAUCGCCACAGGCAACACUUGCGGUUUUUUUGCCUAAAGGAUAUCCAGAAUCAGUGACGCCCAAUUACUGGGCAUUCGCUAAAUGGCAGUUUUUCCACAAUAUUGCUGGAUCAGUGACAGCAGUGAUUUCAACGCAAUCGCUCUUAUUCGCUAUGGGGCUUGGAGCAGGAUCGAUACCAAUGGCUGCUGCGCUUAAUUGGAUCAUCAAGGAUGGUCUCGGUCAGCUUGGUGGUGUUGUCUAUGCUUCGUUUGUCAGUGACAAAUUUGACUCUGAACCGAAACGAUACAGGUUUCAGGCAUCAGUGGCAAUGCAGGGUGCCAACGUUUUGGAACUUUUAACGCCACUUUGGCCAGGCUACUUCUUGAUAAUUGCGUCCAUUUCAAACAUCGGCAAGAAUAUGGCAUGGCUGGCAAGCUCUGCUACACGUGCGCAAAUGAAUAAGACCUUUGCACUCCGUGACAAUCUAGGUGACAUCACUGGAAAAUCUGGAUCCCAAACAACUGCUGCAGGACUUGUAGGAACUGGCCUAGGUGUCGUUAUCGCAGCAUUGAUGAGCCAUGUCUCUGAAGAUCCAACUGUCCUUCCUCUAAUUCCUAUGUGCCUGACUUUCCUUCCGUUUUCGGUCUUCAACAUUUAUUCGAACUACCGAUCCAGCCAUUAUGUCACUACCCCUUCUCUUAAUGUGCCUCGAGCAGAGACUGUUUUUCACAAAGUGCUACAUGAGCUGGCCCUGAACAACGAAGCCUCCUAUGGGGAAAAAUCUACAGACACGCGUCUGUAUCAGGAAUUGGAGCGCCUUGUACCGACUCCAAAGGAAGUCGCACACAAGGAAGUCUUUGUGAGGUCAUAUCACUCUCCGUUUUCUAUCGCUAUUGAUAUCGAGCCUGCUGUCUCUGAUUUUACAGGAACUGGAGACGCAGUCAAGCCAUUAGAACGCGCUCUCCGACAGAUGGAUUUUAUUCAGAGAGAGCAGUACUAUAUCAUGAUUGAUGGAUCUGCUAUAGGGGCUCAGACGCAACAUAAUAAAAAAGUUGUCCUGUGGUUCGACAAGGAAGCGCAGGGAAGCGAUUUAAUUCAAGGCUUUUACCAUGCCUGCGCAAUCAGAGCGAUCUUGGAAAAUAAGAAUUGUCAAAACAGAAAAAGUGGUCAUAGUCUAUCCGGUGCCACUCUUGACGACUCGAAAGAGGGCCAAGAAUGGAGCCAGGCUGUUGCCAGGGCACAUAAACAGACGAUAGAGACGGUACCAGAGUUGGUCGCAGUUAUGAACCGAAAGGGUUGGGAUACAACAAGCCUAUUCUUAACGGAUGGGGAUUGGAGUCGCAUCCAUAUCCAGUAGAAAGGAUCACUAUAGGUUUGCCUCAAUGCGAAUACUUCAAUGUUUAAUAAAGCAUGCUUUAAUGGCU